AUGAAUCCGUUGUCGCGGAUUGUGGUUACGGAGAGCUGGAUCGUGAAGACUGGUCCGUAUUGGAUAAAUGUGGCCGGGCAGGAGGACACGGCUUUGGUGGCGUUCAAGAGUGACACUCACGACGUCAGCCAGGAGGCAUUUGAGACGGUGCAGUACGUGAACAUUGCCGUCAAGUCGACGCGACCCGGGAUUCGAGAGUUCAACAUCCGGAUCAACGCGCUGGACUUUAAGGAUCUGCAGGAUCGUAUCAACCGGCCAAUCACGAUCCUGUCCAGCGUCAAGUUCCACCGGACCGUGCUGGAUCGGUUCGUGGACGUGUUCAAGGAGCAGGUCGGCCAGAAUCCACGCUAUCGCGGUGCGGAGGCCGUUGAUCAGCAGGACAGUUGCUUCGCUUGCAUGCAGGUUCAGCCGAACGUGAAGAUCGUCAAGAACUGCGCCGAUCUGAACGAGAACGGAGAACCGUUGGCGGAGGCGCGCUGCUGUCAACCGUGCAACUGUCGGCCAAUGUGGUGCAUCGACUGCGUGGCCAGGUGGUUCGCCUCGCGCCAGAACCAGUCCGAGCGGGAGUCGUGGCUGCAGCAAAAGUGCACCUGUCCGAUGUGCCGGGCGCGGUUCUGCGUGCUGGACGUGUGCUUCAUCGAGGCGGCGCGGUGA
This is a messenger RNA of Culex quinquefasciatus (southern house mosquito), 654 nucleotides long. RefSeq names its product E3 ubiquitin-protein ligase TM129. The transcript has a single exon. The record is from RefSeq and is a predicted model, not a curated record. The coding region runs from base 1 to 654 and encodes 217 amino acids. Gene Ontology annotation, cellular component: membrane; endoplasmic reticulum. Gene Ontology annotation, molecular function: ubiquitin protein ligase activity. Gene Ontology annotation, biological process: protein ubiquitination. NCBI's taxonomy places the organism in Eukaryota, Metazoa, Arthropoda, Insecta, Diptera, Culicidae.